Paracoccidioides lutzii Pb01 is the source of this 234-nucleotide messenger RNA. RefSeq lists its product as hypothetical. The record is from RefSeq and is a predicted model, not a curated record. The coding region runs from base 1 to 234 and encodes 77 amino acids. The transcript has 2 exons.
AUGACAGCCAGCCUUCCGCCAAAGAGAGACCCUAAUACGCCAGGAUACGCGCCAAUACCUGAUUACGUCCAAUUACACGCAGCCGGCUCUGUUUUUAGCCUUGGGAGUUCGCUAUUCUCCCUCUCCUUUGCCCCUUCACCAACAACCGCCUACCGCCUACCAACCAACUACCGAAUCCCUCUUCUGUCUCCUCGAUCAACCACCGCUGCCCAUCAUCACUUCUUGUCUCUCUGA